GUAAAUGGAUAAACGCAAAUUUUCCGUAAAAAAAAAAACCAAAUGCAAAAUUAGUCAGAUGCUCAGUCAAUCUCCUCUAAUCCUCUAUAUCUUCUCCCUCAACAAUCACAAUCUACCUUCUUCCGUCUUCUCCAAUUCCCAUCUAAAACAGGGCGUCCUUCAAAUCAGAGGAUCAAAGUUUUCAAGAAAUCGAAUCCCGUCUUCGGUAAAUCACUCAAUUUAUUCACUGUUUAACUCUCUCUUGGGUAAAAUCUUGAAUUUUGAUUGUUUGAUUUUUUUGGGAUAAAUUGUAUUUAUAAAUUGUAUGGUAGUAUUAGUUUGACCAUCAACAAUGAGUAUAAGCAAUUGGGUAGAACUGAUUUUGGAGAAUUAGUAAACUGAUGGCCAGGUGUGGAAAUGGGUAUCCGUAUCUUAGAGUGUAAGACGAAGGAGAAUUCGCCGAAAAGACGAAAAGUUUGUAAGAAUUCGAUGGUUAUGGAGAGUAAUGAUUCGGGUUCUACGCCACUCGGUCCGAAAGGUUUGAUAAGGAAGCAUGAGUUUGUUAGGAUUAUUAUUCAGUGUCUGCUGUCACUGGGGUUUGCAAAAUCUGCAUCUUGUUUAGAGUUGGAGUCUGGAAUUUCUUAUAAAUCGAAAGAAUUCGAACUUAUUGAGUCGGAGAUUCUGAAUUCUAAGUGGGAUGAAUGUAUUAAGUUUCUUAGUGGGGUUAAAGGAUUGAGUGAUGAGAUUCGAUCUUCGGCCUUGUUUCUUGUAAUUAAACACUAUCUCAAGGAGUGUAUGAGUCGCGGGGAUGAUUCAGCCGCGUUGGAUUUUCUUCAGAAACGAGUUUCUGACUUAAAGAUGGGGACAGAGAAGGUUCAUAAUCUUGCUUUUGAUAUGAUUUCGACCAAUGUAACGGGUGGCAGUGAGGCGAAUGAUAAUGUUUGUGAGUCGCGGAAAAGAUUGUUGGACGAGUUGGAGAAUUUGUUGCCCUCUCCAAUUGCACUGCCAGAAAGAAGAUUGGAGCAUUUGGUAGAAACUAAUAUUGCUUCCCAGAUAGACUCUUGUUUGUACCACAAUUUCUCGGGUGCAGUUUCGAUCUACGAGGACCAUUGCUGUGGUAGAGAUCAAAUACCAACCGAGACUCUCCAGAUUCUUACUGCCCACAAGAAUGAAGUAUGGUUUGUGCAAUUUUCUUAUAAUGGGCAAUAUUUGGCUUCAUCAUCAAGUGACUGUACUGCUAUUAUAUGGAAGGUGGCUGAUGACGGUAAAUUCAGUGUAAAACAUGCAUUGCAGAGCCACCAAAAGGCAGUCUCUUUUGUAGCAUGGAGCCCAGAUGACACUAUGUUACUUACAUGUGGCAAUGUAGAAGUUGUUAAGCUAUGGGAUGUAGAAACUGGUACGUGUAAGCGCUCAUUUGGUGAUCCUGGCUUCAUAGUAAGCUCAUGCGCAUGGUUUCCUGACUCAAAAAGGCUUGUUUGUGGAAGUUCUGAUCCCGAAAAGGGUAUCUGCAUGUGGGACUGUGAGGGAAACGAGUUGAGGGUUUGGCGAGGAGCGAGGAUGCCCAAGGUGCUAGAUCUUGCAGUGACCUCAGAUGGCGAUCAUCUCAUUAGUGUUUUCUCGGACAAGGAUAUCCGGAUACUGAAUGUGGUAACAAGUUCUGAGCAUGUAAUAUCGGAAGAGCAUCCAAUCACCUCACUUUCAGUUUCAGCAGAUGGCAAGUUUUUCAUUGUUAACCUGAAUAGUCAAGAGAUCCACUUGUGGGAUGUAGAUGGGAAAUGGAAGAAACCGUUGAAGUAUACAGGACACAGCCAGAACAAGUAUGUGAUAAGGUCCUGCUUUGGUGGUUUCAACAGUUCAUUUAUUGCCAGUGGUAGCGAGAAUUCAGAGGUCUACAUAUGGAAACGCCAGAAAUCUGAACCAAUCGCAAUUUUAUCUGGGCAUUCAAUGACUGUAAACAGUGUAAGCUGGAACCCUCGAAAUCCUCACAUGUUGGCUUCUGCAAGUGAUGAUCACACCAUCCGCGUAUGGGGACCUACCAAAUCUAAAGCGGACGACAGAGUUUUGGUAAAAGAAAGUUUUUGAGUAAAGAGAUUGAUGUUGUGGCAUGCCCUAUGUAUAUAACCCCAUGGAUUUUGUACUUUUUUUUGACAGGAUAUAAUUUCUAUUUAUUCAUGUAUGUAGGCAUCGCCAUCAAAUUUUGCUUCUGAAUUGUUGUAUAUAGGAAGUAUAUUUAUUACCAGUCUUCCAGCAGGGUUCCUGUUAUACCCUAGCAGUUUUGAAGGGGAAUGACUAGUUCAGAUUUGCUUGGUUUCUAUUGAUAUACUUGUAUGAAGAAGAAUAAUGAGUUGUUAUCUUUUCACUGUUCC
Molecule: messenger RNA, 2345 nt
Organism: Spinacia oleracea (spinach)
Lineage: Eukaryota; Viridiplantae; Streptophyta; Magnoliopsida; Caryophyllales; Amaranthaceae
Product: WD repeat-containing protein WDS homolog
Exons: 4
Coding region: 397-2061 (554 amino acids)
Molecular function (GO): protein binding
Source: RefSeq, a predicted model, not a curated record